Molecule: messenger RNA, 4527 nt
Organism: Heteronotia binoei (common prickly gecko)
Lineage: Eukaryota; Metazoa; Chordata; Lepidosauria; Squamata; Gekkonidae
Gene: ARHGEF10L
Product: Rho guanine nucleotide exchange factor 10 like
Exons: 27
Coding region: 69-3980 (1303 amino acids)
Biological process (GO): actin cytoskeleton organization; SREBP signaling pathway; positive regulation of stress fiber assembly
Cellular component (GO): cytosol
Molecular function (GO): protein binding; guanyl-nucleotide exchange factor activity
Source: RefSeq, a predicted model, not a curated record
CCUAGGUAAACAGCUGGGGAAGGAGCCAAGAGAGGAGCCUCAGAGCUGAGUGGGCGUGAGAGAGAAAGAUGGCCUCUUCCCAGGUGCCCCCAGGCUCCACACUAGGAGGCGGAUCUGUGCAGGGGCCUCCAGAGGCCUCCACAGACGGGGAAGAAGAUGCCGGGGAGGCGUUUGUGUUUGAGGACAGUGAGGAAGAGGAGGAGGGCACCAGGCUGGUGGUGAGCAAUGCCAGGACUGAGCUGGGCACCCGGGAAGCACUGCAGGACCCUCCGCCCAGGCGAAGAUCGAGCAUCAGCGAUGACCUGGAGCCUCUGGACGAAUGGGAGGCUGAGGAAGCGCUGCUUGAGGGGCGGGUCCUAAUGGGCCAGGCGGACUCCAGCACCAGCCUCGAUCUCCUGGGCUCACAGUCGCAGACAGAGUUUGUGGUCAGCAAUGGGGACGUGGUGGGAAGCUCUCACGGUGUGUCGCGAUCCUUCAGCUGGAGGAGGAAGAGUUUCCGCCGAGGACAUCAGGUUAACCCCCCAGCCCCGGAAGAAGACGUGAUCUAUGACGAUGUUCCUUACGAAAACGUGGACCCGGAUCAGCGUGAUUCAGAGAGAAGCCUGAUUUAUGAGGACAUCCAUCAAGACCAAGACAAGGAGCUGCAGGAGGCCGAGGACCUCGGCUGGAGCUCCAGUGAGUUCGAAAGCUACAGCGAGGACUCCGGGGAAGAGACCAAGCAGGAGGUGGAAGCUGCUAAGCCAAAAGUGUCCUUUCAGCCAAAGCUUUCUCCAGACCUGCACAGGCUCAAGGAGAGAUACUCCAGGACUAAGAGGGACAUUCUGGCUUUGAGAGUUGGGGGGAGAGACAUGCAGGAGCUGAAGCAGAAAUACGAUUGCAAGAUGACGCAGCUGAUGAAAGCCGCCAAGAGCGGCACCAAGGAUGGGCUGGAGAAGACCAAGAUGGCCGUCAUGCGGAAAGUGACUUUCUUGCACAAGAAAGAGGUCCCAGGGGACUCGGAAGAGGAGGACAUGGGGUUCCUGGAGGUCUCUGUCACGGAUAUGAAGCACCCGCUUCCCGAGCUGGGCCCAAUGCCGGAAGGACUGAGCCCUCAGCAGGUGGUGCGGCGUCACAUCUUGGGUUCCAUUGUGCAGAGCGAGCGCAGUUACGUGGACUCCUUGAGGCGGAUCUUGCAGGAUUACAAGAACCCUCUGAUGGAGAUGGAACCCAAAGUCCUCAGUGCCCGCAAGUGCCAGGUGGUUUUCUUCCGGGUCAAAGAGAUCCUCCAGUGCCACUCCAUGUUCCAGAUUGCCUUGUCUUCACGUGUGGCCGAGUGGGACACCGCAGAGAAAAUUGGUGACCUUUUUGUAGCCUCAUUUUCCAAAUCGAUGGUGCUGGAUGUGUACAGCGAAUACGUCAACAACUUCACCAGCGCCAUGUCCUUGAUCAAGAAGGCCUGCCUCACCAAACCUGCCUUCCUGGAGUUCCUCAAGAAGCGGCAGAUGGCCAGUCUAGACCGGGUCACUCUCUACGGGCUGAUGGUGAAGCCCAUCCAAAGAUUCCCCCAGUUCAUUCUUCUCCUGCAGGACAUGCUGAAGAACACCCCAAAAGGCCACCCGGACAGGCUGUCGCUCCAGCUGGCCCUCACUGAACUGGAGACCUUGGCAGAGAAGCUCAAUGAGCAGAAGCGACUGGCCGACCAAGUUGCUGAGAUCCAGCAGCUGACCAAGAGCGUCAGUGACCGCAGCAGCCUUAACAAGCUGCUGAGUUCGGGCCAGCGGCAGCUGUUGCUUUGUGAGACUCUGACGGAAACCGUUUAUGGCGACCGGGGUCAACUCAUCAAAUCGAAGGAGCGCAAGGUGUUCCUGCUGAACGACAUGCUGGUCUGCGCCAAUAUCAAUUUCAAAGGCCAGUUGGAGAUCAGCAGCCUUGUCCCCCUGGGCCCCAAAUACAUUGUGAAAUGGAAUUCUGCCCUUCCGCAGAUUCAGGUGGUGGAAGUCGGGCAGGAGAGCUGCAGCCACGACAAGGACAACGUGGUCAUCCAGAACGUGGGAUCCAAGAAGCACAUGCCGACCAGCCAGUCAUCUCACAACAGAGUCUAUCUGGGCCCGCCUCGCCUCUUCCAGGAGCUCCAAGAUCUACAAAAGGACCUGGCCGUUGUGCAGCAGAUAACGCUGCUCAUCAGCACCCUCCACGGCACUUACCAGAACCUGAACAUGACGGUGGCGCGAGACUGGUGCUUGGCGCUGCAGCGGCUCAUGAGGGUGAAGGAGGAAGAGAUCCAUUCUGCCAACAAGUGCCGUCUCCGCCUCCUACUCCCAGGAAAGCCAGACAAGUCUGGUCGCCCCAUCAGCGUCAUGGUGGUCUUCAUCACUCCCAACCCCCUCAGCAAGAUCUCCUGGGUGAACCGCCUGCACUUGGCCAAGAUUGCUCUCCGGGAAGAAAACCAGCCCGGCUGGCUGUGUCCCGAGGAAGACAAGAAGAGCAAAGCCCCCUUCUGGUGCCCCAUCCUGGUUUGCCGUGUGCUGGCCUUUUCCUCCAAGGCUCUCGACCUGCAGCUUGGAGCGGCCGUACACAGCCCCGUCCAUUCCUCUCUGCUGGGUUUCUCGGCCAUCAGCACUUCUCUACCGCAAGGCUAUCUCUGGGUUGGGGGCGGCCAGGAGGGGGCUGGGGGCCAGGUGGAGAUUUUUUCUCUGAACCGUGCUGUGCCUCGGACGGUGAAGUCCUUCCCCGUCGCCUCCCAGGUCCUCUGCAUGGAAUACAUUCCAGAGAGGAGUGAAGAGGAGAAAACGGAAGAUCCUUCCCAACCAGCCGCUGAGCCCCCGCUGCUGCCACAGCCCGCCAUUUGCCUGGGGCUACGGGAUGGCAGCAUCGUGGUUUAUGGAAGCGUGGACACAGGGACACAGUGCCUCCUGACCUGCAAAAGCCCUGGGCUCCAGCCAGUGCUCUGCUUGAAACACAGCCCCGACUUUCUAUUUGCUGGCCUGCAGAAUGGAACUGUAGCUGCUUACUCUAGAAACAGUGGGGGGCUUUGGGAUGCGGCAGCCGAGCCCACCUGCCUGGCAGUGGGGCUGGCCCCGGUCCGAACUCUGCUGAGCUUGGAUGAUGCCGUUUGGGCCAGCUGUGGCAACCAAGUGACGGUGCUCGAUGCUGCCACUCUGAAGGCGCAGCAAACCUUUGAAGCCCACCCGGAGGAGGAAGCCAGCGUCACUCACAUGAUCAAGGCAGGCAGCGGGGUCUGGAUGGCGUUCUCUUCAGGGUCCUCCAUCCGCCUCUUCCAUACCGAGACCUUGGAGCACCUGCAGGAAAUCAACGUUGCAACACGGACCACUUUUGCCCUGCCAGGCCAGAAGAACGUCCGUGUCACCAGCCUUCUGAUUUGCCAGGGCCUGCUGUGGGUUGGCACUGACCAAGGCAUCCUGGUUCUCUUGCCCGUGCCCAGGUUGGAGGGCAUCCCCAAGAUCACUGGGAAAGGCAUGGUCUCCCUCAAUGGCCACUGUGGGCCGGUGGACUUCUUGGCCGUGGCUCUCAGCACCUUGGCGCCAGACAUCCUGAAGAGCGACAAGGAGGAGGAGCCCAUGGCAGAUGCCCCGCCUCCAGAAGAGGAGAAGCAGGACUGCCGAUCUUCAGAGCUGGCAGCCCAGGACAGCCCCCCCACGCAGGAGAGGAGGAAAAAGGGCGUCCUCUUGCAGUACCGCCUCCGGACCACCUCUCACCUCCCUGGCCAGCUGCUCUCAGUGAGGGAGCCUCCGUCCACCGCUGGUGGGAACACUUUGGAACACACCGAGGAAGACGGAUCCAUUUACGAAAUGGCCGACGACCCUGACGUCUGGGUGCGCAGCAGGCCGUGCGCGAGGGACACUCACCGCAAGGAGAUCUCUUCCUUGGCGGUCAUCUCUGGCGGACGGGGCUACCGGAACUUCAACCCCAACGGCAAAUUGCCGGCCAGCAGUGAAACUGACAGCACUUUGCUCAUGUGGCAGGUCCCUUUGAUGCUAUAGCCCUCAGCUUCUUCCUCCCUUCUCCCCCCCCCUUCCUCUUUCUCCCUCCUCCCACAAGAAGCCGCCUCAGAGCAGCAUCCAGAAGAGUGGUUUCAUUUUUCUCUCUGGCCUUCUCAAAGAUCUUGGAGGAAAGGCUCACCUGCUCUGCCCAAAGAGGAAUGCAGACUUUUAUCCCCCCCCCCUCCUCCCCCAUGUGUGCUCUCUUCUCUAAGGACUUGUUUUUCAGAUCCAAGAUCUCGUGGUUGGGUAGCCUUUAUCCUUCCUACGAGACUGUGGUUUUUAAAGACUUCCCCACUGGCAUAGGAAUUGGUGCACUCCCUGCUGGAUUUGGAGUCACCAGGAUUUUUUUCACAAAUGACUUUCUUUUUUUUUUUUGUUUCCAGAAAGGGGCAUGAGCAUUUGUGUACCCAUGUGUGAAUAUAUACAUACGUACAUAUAUAUAAUAUAAUAUUAAGAACUCUGUAUAUUAUUAUAUUGUAUAAAUAAAAAAAAAUCUGUAUAUAUUGGUGCAUCUUCAGGUGCAGAAAUAAAGACAGUAAAAAGAACA